AUGCGAUCUAAGCCGUGCUCUGGGGGGGAUAUGCAGGAGCGAUAUAAAAAGCAGGAGAAGGCCGCACCGCAGAGCUGGAUGCUGGCUGUGUCGAACAAUCGUGUGUUCUACAAGAUGCAUGCUCGUGAUUGGUUUUUAGUGCUGGUGGCGAUUUUCAUUCCGCCUGUUGCCGUCUGGCUGAAGAGAGGUUUUUUCACCAAGGAUCUGCUCAUCAAUGUGUUGCUGUGGGUGCUUGGAUUCAUCCCCGGCUUGAUCCACGCCUUGUAUAUCGUCAGCCAGCAUCCGUUCGAGGGUCCUGACGAGGAGACGCUGACGCACUCCGUGAACAACUACGGUUCCACCGUAUAG
Molecule: messenger RNA, 348 nt
Organism: Torulaspora globosa
Lineage: Eukaryota; Fungi; Ascomycota; Saccharomycetes; Saccharomycetales; Saccharomycetaceae
Gene: SNA2
Product: Sna2p
Exons: 1
Coding region: 1-348 (115 amino acids)
Cellular component (GO): membrane
Source: RefSeq, a predicted model, not a curated record